Molecule: messenger RNA, 410 nt
Organism: Staurois parvus
Lineage: Eukaryota; Metazoa; Chordata; Amphibia; Anura; Ranidae
Source: the annotation of a GenBank genome assembly
AUGUACACACAGACACAUGUACGUACAUACACACACACGUACAUGCACACACAGACACAUGUAAACACACACAUACAUGUACAUACACGCAAACACAUGUACAAAUACACACAUGUACAUACACACAGACACACACACACACCCCUAUAAAAAGUUGCAGUACUUCAUUACGUUCACUCACAGAGCCAGGUACUGCACUCUAGGGGGAGGCAGAGAGCACAGCACAAACUCCUUCCUUUGCUUUCACUUUGCUCAAUUAUUGAGCAGUCUGACGGCUCCCAGUGCGAGUGACAGAUCCAGCCCUGAGUUCUGAGCCUGCUCAGCAAGAUGGCCUUGGGGACACACUCUCCCCCACCAUAAUUUCCACUCACCAAUGCAAACAGGCGAGUGGAAAUUUCAAGGCCUGCAUC